This is a messenger RNA of Cuscuta campestris, 1823 nucleotides long. Lineage: Eukaryota; Viridiplantae; Streptophyta; Magnoliopsida; Solanales; Convolvulaceae. The record is from the annotation of a GenBank genome assembly.
UUUAAUUUUCAUGAUUUUUUUAAAAUUAUUUUGAAUUUUAAUUGAUUUUUCAAAAUAAUUUAACCAAAAAGGCUCUUUGGUAAUUCUGUAUUAUUUGGAAUUUUUAUUCAUGUAUUAUCCCUAACUGAAAGCCUUUAAAUUUAUUUAAAAUGACUUUACAACAUCUUAUUAAAUUUUUGGAUGAUUCAAAUUAAUUUAAUGAAUUUUAGAAUAUAUUUUACUACCGUAGUAUAUUUUUCUAGAAUUGUUAAAGAAGAUAGAUAUGCUGCUUUCCAGAGCAUGGAUCGAUGCGGCGACACGGCCGUGGAAGCGGCGAAGAGGAGAUGCAGGGUCCUCAUAGAUCGGGUUGGAGCCUUGUCAAAAUCUCCUCCGUCGUCGUGGAAGACGACCCUCUUAUGCCUCGCCAACUCCGAGCUCGCUUUCCUCAACCGCCUUAACCCUUCCUCCUCCUCCUCCGCCGCUCUCAGCCUCAACAUCGGCCACCUCGAAGCAGUCUUUCACAUUCUCCGCCACCCAUCCGUCACCGCCGUCGCCCGGGUCUGCAAACCCAUUCCAAUUUCCCCUCGGCAGAAUCGGGGGAGGGGCAAUUGCACUGUGUAUGUAGAUGUAGUGUGCUGUUUCGACGGGAACCCCGUUUGGAUCCUCGUCUCAGAUAAAAAUCCCAAGCACAACGACUUCAAGGAACUGAGAGGUAGGAUUCUGGAAGUUCUGAUUGCUGCCCGGAAUUCCUCUUUGACUGUAAAGCCUUCUUCUGUCAUCCUUUCCUUUUCAAAUGGGCUUAGAGAUGAUGUUGUUCACAUGGUCCGGGAUGAAUUUGGGGCAGUUGAGUUUUCCGGAUUUGGGGAUUGCUCUUCUUUGCAACAUGAAUUCGAAGAAGAGGAAGGAGAUUGGGUCCUUGUGGUGCUUUGCAGGUCCUUCGAAAGGGCAUGUUUUUUGGAGAUAAAGAUAGAGUCUUUUUAUCCGGGCAUGGAAGUUUUAGAUUCUAAGAUGGAGCUAAAAUGCGAUAGCUUAGAUGAUUUGGAAAUGGAUAAAAAUUGUGCCGCGAAUUUAGGGGAUUCGUUUAGUUUUCUUCUGUCCAGAAUGAGGAGUUGGUCUACUGGUCAUGUUGAGGAUGAUGCCGAGUUGGUUAAUUUUGAUACAACGGCUCUUGUUGCUGCUGUGUCCGGGAUAAGUAAUGGUGCUUCCCUGAAAAUUCUAGAUACCCCGGAGAGUGAUUUGAGGGCUCGGUUCAAAGGAAAUUAUGAUUUUGUGUUGAAUCAGGUGGACUCUGAAAUGAGGAAUCCAAUCCAUGUGGACAUGGGUAAUGUAAUUCAUGGAAGGAGAGGAAUUGUUUGUGAGAGUGUUAUCACAGAAUUUCAGGAGAUAAUAUCGAUGUGUGGCGGGUCAAGAGAAAAGUUAAGAGCUCAGUAUCUCUUGAAGAAACUUAAGAUUGUUCCUGACUGCCCAUCGGCGCGCAUGAGUAGCCUUCCAACAACCAGAAAGCUGGCCUUGAAAAACAAAGUGGCGUUCGGCACUGGUGAUCACUGGCGUGCUCCUACCAUGACUGCGAACAUGGCUUUUGUAAGAGCUGUUUCCCAGACGGGUAUGUCCCUAUUUACCUUGGAGCACCGACCCCGGGCACUUGUUGGUGAUUAAAUUAGCGUAUAUGUGUCAUUUGAUGUCUUCCCGCGGCAAACUGUAGAAUGAGUUUUAUGCUGUUCAAAUUUGGCCAUUCCAUUGCACUUAUGCCAUUUUGUAAAUGAAGACAUUCAGGGUUUAUAUAGGAACAAUUCACACUAAUACUCCCAGAAUUGCAAGAAUUUACAUAAAUACUCCUAGAUUCG